UAGACAACCACUUGCUUGAUUGUAUUCGUGGUACCACUUCUGAUACCAGGAGGUCAAGCAACGGUAAGGCGGUGCUUACCUUCCUAUCUAGAAGACGACGCGACGCCUACACCAGAUCAACCCGAGUCAACGUACCUCAUUUCUGCUUUCCGGAAAACGACCGGCGUCCAAAUCUGAGUUCUGUGGUGUCAUCAUGCCUUCUUCAAGUCCAACUCGCGGGUUGCUCUUUGUAACCAUGCAGCCCAAAGAGACGUUAUCACUAGACCUAUUCCAUGACUGGUACAACAAUGAACAUGGACCCAACCGAACACGUCUGUCAUUCAUGCCCAAUGGUUUUCGCUAUCGAGCGGCCGACCUCCCAGGACCUAACGCUGGAACACAGUCCAAGCCGGAGUUCCUAGCCAUCUAUGAUGCCACUGACAUGGACCAAUUCAACGAGCAGCCAUAUCAGUACUUGCGCGCCCCGCCCGGCAAAACCCAACGUGAGAUCGAUGUGAUGGCCCAGAUCUGGGUCGAUCGACUUAUGUUGGAUUUCGUGGGUGAACGAAUCAACGACAAGACCUUUGUGAGACUUGAAUCACCGGAGCAUUUCGAGGAGAACAGGAAGGGGAACGUCCUGACUACAUCGCGAUACCUGCUGGCACCGAGUCAAGUGUCGAAUAUCGUGGACUGGAUCCAGAACUCUCUCCUGCCAAAAGUGGCAGAGAUCCCUGGCUGGAGGAGGACAUCCUGGUUCAGGACUUCGUAUCUUGAACCUCGCGAAGACGGGAAAGUCGACGUUGUCGUGAUCAAUGAGUUCACCCCAUCAACCGAACCCAAGUCUGUGCCCAUAUUCGAAGCUCCACCCGUGGAAGUUUCGGACAGCAAGGUCCGCACAUACGAACUCUUUUACACCUUUGGAGGAGCGGCCCGGCACCUGGGAAUUGUAGCUCCCUGGACCUCGCCCGACGGGCUCACCAAGACCAUCCCCAACGUUUCACCUUUUGGCUCAGCAGUAGAGUCCACGGUCACGACACGCGAUGGCGCAGUCCUACCUUUCCGCCUCGAAGGCAAUCCUUCUGAUCCUGACGCACCCGUGCUUGUAUUGGUCAACUCGGUCCUCGUGACCUGGGGCAUCUGGGACAGCUUCUUGAAGCAUUUCUUCUCUCGGCCACAGAACCAACAAUAUCGCGUCCUUCGGUUUUUGUCCCGUGGUCGGACCAUGCCCAGCGGCACGACGAGCCCCGUGACCGUCGACGUUCAAGCUUCGGACAUCAUCCAGCUCUUGGACUCACUUCGCAUACCCCAGGCUGCGGGCUUGGUUGGCGUUUCCAUGGGCGGAGUGACGGCGCUGGCGACAGCACUCAAAUACCCCUCGCGGAUCAAGUGCUUCGUCGCCUGCGACACCUCGGCCAAAUCCCCGGCCGGGAACAAGGACACAUGGAGCCAACGCAUUGCUGUGGCCGAGAAGGGAGGCAUGACGCUGCAGCUCUCGUCACUGUUUGGCGACGAGUCCCCCGACGCCAGUCCGCAGCCGGUGGUGGGCGAAGAACUUGCCGAGAUGACGGUCCGGCGCUGGUUCGUGCCCGAAUCCUACGACAAUCCCGACCUUGUGCCUGAAAUCGCCAGGGUCAAGCGGAUGGUCCUCACCAACUCGCUGCCCGAAUUCCGCCGCGGCGUCGAGUCUCUGUUCAAUUACGAUUACACCGAUCUCAUGCCCGAGUACAAGGGUAGAGGCGCCUUUCUGGUCGGUGCUGGAGAUGGGGUGUUACCUAAAGGAAUGGAAAAGAUGUCAAAAGAGUUGGGAUCGGCUGACGGACGGUCUGCUACGUUCAAGAUUGUCGAGGGUGCUGGACACCUCCCGAUGGUUGAGAAGCCUCGGGAAGUGGCAGACUUUGUGGGCGAUUUUUUGGAUGGUAGUAGUACUACUACUUAGAGGCUUUAUGCAAAGCACAAGUAGCGAAUACGUCAGUACAAGCAUGUGGUGCUGACUAUAUACCAGUACUUAUAUUCUAGCUGUUACAGCCCCUGGUAACCCUCGCUUCUAUCGACUUCUAUACCAGGUACCCCAUCGACAUGCCGAUCAACCGCCCAUACUCCUUUUUGGAAUUCGAACCUUUUGUCGUCCGCCUCUUCUCCGAGAUUCUCAAUCGGCUAAGCCCAUUCGCCAACUUUCACCGGGAAGAAUCCUGGUGCCGCCCGUUGUAUUAACAACAACGACACUUGCUGGGUCUUGGGAAGUGCCGCCGGACAAAAACCUUCUUCCUUCUGAUGUUGUGAUCUGACAGUGUUGGGAAAACCCGUCGCACGUUCAAGAGUUGUCGCCCCAGUGGCGAGGAAACUCUCCUGUAUACUACCUAGUACUAAGUAUCGCUGGAACAUCGGGGGUUCUAAGCUGGGUGGAUUGGCUGAUUGAAGAAUGUUUUCGCACCGGUUUUCGUGCUCAAAAUAUUGUAAAUG
Exophiala xenobiotica is the source of this 2439-nucleotide messenger RNA. RefSeq lists its product as uncharacterized. The record is from RefSeq and is a predicted model, not a curated record. NCBI's taxonomy places the organism in Eukaryota, Fungi, Ascomycota, Eurotiomycetes, Chaetothyriales, Herpotrichiellaceae. Bases 194 to 1915 code for a protein of 573 amino acids. The transcript has a single exon.